Messenger RNA from Lacerta agilis (Sand lizard), 1147 nucleotides. RefSeq names its product modulator of smoothened (gene MOSMO). Gene Ontology annotation, cellular component: ciliary membrane; Golgi apparatus. Lineage: Eukaryota; Metazoa; Chordata; Lepidosauria; Squamata; Lacertidae. The coding region runs from base 140 to 643 and encodes 167 amino acids. The transcript has 3 exons. The record is from RefSeq and is a predicted model, not a curated record. Gene Ontology annotation, biological process: negative regulation of smoothened signaling pathway.
GGCGGCGGGGUGACGGCGAGCGCGUCUGCUGCGGAACGCGGAGCCGGAAGGCGAGCCGAGCCAUGGAGCCGCGGCUGUGAGGAGCCCCCGGCCCGGGCCCCGCUCUUGGGAAGCCGGGCCGAGGCCGGAGCCGGAGGACAUGGACAAACUGACCAUCAUCUCAGGAUGCCUCUUUCUGGCCGCCGACAUCUUCGCUAUUGCCAGCCUGGCGAACCCGGACUGGAUCAACACCGGCGAGUCCGCGGGUGCUCUCACAGUUGGCCUUGUGCGACAGUGUCAAACCAUUCAUGGACGUGACAGGACCUGUAUUCCUCCACGGUUGCCUCCUGAGUGGGUCACCACCUUGUUUUUCAUCAUCAUGGGAAUCAUUUCACUGACUGUCACAUGUGGCUUGCUAGUGGCUUCCCACUGGCGAAGAGAAGCAACUAAAUACGCACGCUGGAUAGCAUUCACUGGAAUGAUCCUAUUCUGCAUGGCAGCCCUAAUAUUUCCCAUAGGAUUUUAUAUCAACGAAGUGGGCGGCCAACCUUAUAAACUGCCGAACAACACAGUGGUUGGGUCGUCGUACGUACUGUUUGUUUUAUCCAUUUUCUUUACAAUAGUGGGACUUCUAUUUGCUGGCAAAGUCUGUUUACCUGGCUGACAAAGGUCUAGAUACUGCUUCACUCGGUCAUGAAGGAGAGUAGGACGUCUGUCGCUAUCUCGGAAGGAUUCCUGCGUUGGGCUGCUGCAGUCUUACCGGAACGAGGAGGUCUCUGAUGCGUUCUCACUAUGCACUUUGGAUUUAUUUUUGUUUUUGAACGGAGAGCCUUUCCCACAACCAAAUACAGACAGACAGCCUUGACUCAUCUCCUGAGCGUCUGGAUGCGGUCAGGUGUGCACUGUGAUAGAAACUAGUGUAGUGGAAUAAUUCUUUUCUACACUGUGCAGCGUUAUUGCCCUCCACCCCCCCACCCCCCACCCCAACAUCACUGUACUGGACCCAUUUUAGAUAACUUGACAAUUUUGAAAAAUCUCAAAAGUAUUUAUGAACUUUGGUCGACCAGAGGUUUGCCAAGGGAGUUGGAAGUGGGGCUGGCCUCACUCUCUUUAGGAGAUAAGCAUCUUCCUUCUGUGAUAGGCAAGAAGCAUUUGCCGCCAAAAAAAA